AUGGCCUUGUGGUCCAAGACAAAGUCGCAGUCCAAGGCAGGCUUCGACAAAGUCUACUCUUGGGUCGACAAGCUCGGAGCGCCUGUCAAUCGAUUGUCUAACAAAGUCGGCUCCGAAGCAUUCUGGCCAACCACUCUAGACAUUGAGUCAGACAAGGCUGCGAGGAUUUUGAAGAGUUUCUGCAAGGAUGGCUUCUACCAAGAAGAAGACCGCCCGACCGUCGAUGCGCCAAAAGGAAAGCAAAAGGUGCUCAAGAAGAUACCGGCCAAAGUGAUUCAGAAUGCAAAAGGCCUCUGUAUCUUCACGACGAUGCGCACCGGCUUUUGGGUGUCUGGAUCAGGUGGCGCUGGUAUCUUGGUCGCCCGAUUGCCUGAUGGCUCAUGGUCCCCUCCCUCUGGAAUCAUGAUGCAUACCGUUGGCGUGGGUUUCUUGCUCGGCGUAGAUAUUUACGACUGUGUCAUCGUGAUCAACUCGGACAAGGCCAUGGAGGCCUUCGAGUCCGUCAGAUGCACGUUGGGAGGAGAAAUCAGCGCAGUGGCUGGCCCGGUCGGAGUGGGUGGCAUACUCGACACGGAACUGCACAAGCGACAGUCACCAAUCUUCACAUAUAUCAAAUCACGCGGAUUCUAUGCCGGAUUGCAGCUCGACGGAACCGUUGUCAUCGAACGAACAGACGAGAACGAGCGCUUUUACGGGGAGCGCAUUGGCGUCAAAGACAUCCUCGCCGGCAAAGCCCGACAUCCUCCGUACGAAAUCAGACGACUCAUGGAAACACUGAGGGCGGCGCAAGGAGACACAGACAUUGAUGAAUCUCUCAUACCCGACGAAGCCUCGCCCGCAGAUUUCGACGUCAUGGCACCUGGGAGUGAGCCUUUUGGGAUUCCAGAUGCUGCAGAUCCCGACCCCUAUGGUGUACUGGCACUACAAGAAGCAGGACUUGAGAUUCGAGAGGCAGGAACGCACAGUCGACCUACAAGCGAGCAGUUCGAAUUCAAGCCCAGCCCUACCAGUCCAAUCUACAACACUUUUAGAAACUCGACGUUCCGACGAAGCAUAGACGCAAGCAUUACUGGUAGCCGGCGCUCAAGUUGGCGAACUAGCACGAUGAGCAGCAUCCGAGAAUAUCGAGCACCAAGUAUCAUGAUUGAUACAAGCACGCAGACAGACGAUAUUCCUCCUCCACCUGCAAAGAAAUCACCACCUACACUACCACCAAGGGAAAACGCGGCACCACCACCUGCACUACCACCAAGGGAAAACAUGGCACGAACACCCACGCCUCCCAUGGCUCAGAUACCUGAGACGAGAGUAGAAGAGCCUACUCCACAGAAGCAACCCAUCAGACAGCCAGCCGAGGAGGAGAAUUCCAAGGUGGAACAGUCGCACGAGGAUCAAGAGACUUCCAAGAGGGAAGAGUCGCCAAAAGAAGAGGCGACGACUGACGCCAGCAUGGCUCCCGCGACACAAGAGCCAGAAUCCAAAGACGACGAAGACAGUUCCGAGGAUUCCGAGGAUUCCGAGGAUGAAGAAGAAGAAGAAGAUUCUGAAGAAGAAUCCGUCAUCAUCCACCAGGUUCACCAAGCGGCUGCACCCCAGGUUGUCAAUCGCCCACGUGUCGUGCAGGUUGCCAAGGUCGCACCUCCGCAACUACCGGUCCGAAGCCCAUUCCGUAAUCGCAUGUCGACUCACUCUGACGCAUCACUUGAUGCAUCCCGUGAUGCGUCAUCCACUGCUGCCUCGCCUACCAAGCCAAGGCACAGCCCAGAGUCAACGCCGUCCCUUGUACGUGGUGACUCGACCUCUUCGCUGUCUUCGGUGGAAGGUGCCAGACUCGAGCCCGAGGACAUGAAGACGAAGGAAGAGAUGUCUGAGAAGAAGGAGGAGCACGAGGGCCACUUCGACUCCCUUCCGGUUACUCCGAUGAAGCAUGUUCCUGGAGGCUUCGUCUGA
Molecule: messenger RNA, 1950 nt
Organism: Plenodomus lingam JN3
Lineage: Eukaryota; Fungi; Ascomycota; Dothideomycetes; Pleosporales; Leptosphaeriaceae
Biological process (GO): regulation of ruffle assembly
Cellular component (GO): ruffle membrane
Molecular function (GO): phosphatidylinositol binding
Source: RefSeq, a predicted model, not a curated record